Messenger RNA from Acanthoscelides obtectus, 4172 nucleotides. NCBI's taxonomy places the organism in Eukaryota, Metazoa, Arthropoda, Insecta, Coleoptera, Chrysomelidae. The record is from the annotation of a GenBank genome assembly.
GGCUUGUGAAACUCCACCCAUAAAUCAUCGUACAUAGAACCUUCCGUGUUUCCCUUGUUAAUUUUUACACAUAAGCACAUAAGUUUGACUGUUUGUCGCUUAUGACAUUUGUCUUCAGUCAACGCCAAAGUACUUAUUUCUCCCUUCUAGAAUUUUGCAUUAAACAACUUAAUUCCUCAUUAUUUUGAAUUUAACAAAUAUUAAUAACCUAGUGAUAGACUAGCUACGUUCAAAAUGUCCAAAAGAAGAAUUGAGGUGUUGGACCCGUUUAUUAAAAAGAAAAGGGAAGAGAAAGGCAUUAGUACUGCUGUAACACAGGUAGCAUCUGGCUCAAUGAAUCCCUAUACUAGUCUACCGUAUACCCAACGAUACCAUGAGUUGUUCAGAAAACGUAUCGGACUCCCGGUGUUCGAAUACCGUGCCGAUUUCAUGCGGAUACUGAGCGAGCAUCAGUGCAUUGUGUUAGUAGGCGAGACAGGUUCAGGAAAGACAACACAGAUCCCUCAAUGGUGUGUUGAAUAUGCACGAACGGUGGGUUCCAAAGGGGUAUGUUGUACUCAACCUAGAAGGGUAGCUGCUAUGUCAGUCGCUCAGAGAGUUUCUGAAGAAAUGGAUGUUGCAUUAGGACAAGAGGUUGGUUACAGUAUAAGAUUUGAGGAUUGCUCUUCAUCAAAAACAAUUUUGAAAUACAUGACAGAUGGUAUGUUGCUGAGGGAAGGGAUGAGUGAUCCAAUGCUUGAGGCAUACCAGUGCAUACUCCUUGAUGAGGCCCAUGAACGAACUUUGGCUACUGAUAUUCUAAUGGGAGUAUUAAAGGAAGUCAUUAAACAAAGGAAAGAUUUGAAAUUGGUCAUUAUGAGUGCAACAUUAGAUGCUGGUAAAUUCCAGCAAUAUUUUGAUAAUGCCCCAUUAAUGAAUGUACCUGGCAGGACACAUCCUGUUGAGAUUUUCUAUACACCUGAGCCUGAGAGGGAUUAUCUUGAAGCUGCUAUCAGAACAGUGAUACAGAUACAUAUGUGUGAAGAAGUUUCAGGUGAUAUUUUGUUAUUUUUGACUGGUCAAGAAGAAAUUGAAGUAGCUUGUAAGAGAAUCAAAAGGGAAAUUGAUAAUUUAGGUCCAGAAGUAGGAGAACUUAAAUGCAUUCCUUUGUAUUCCACAUUGCCUCCCAAUCUACAACAACGAAUUUUUGAAGAUCCUCCACCAAAUAAGCCCAAUGGAGCAAUUGGGAGAAAGGUAGUGGUGUCGACAAAUAUUGCUGAAACAUCACUGACAAUAGAUGGAGUAGUGUUUGUGAUAGACCCUGGAUUUGCGAAACAGAAAGUGUAUAAUCCCAGAAUUAGGGUAGAAUCUCUUCUUGUAUCACCCAUCAGCAAGGCCUCAGCACAGCAGAGAGCUGGUAGAGCUGGCAGGACGCGACCUGGAAAAUGUUUUAGACUGUACACAGAGAAAGCAUUUAAAAAUGAGAUGCAAGAUAAUACUUAUCCAGAAAUUUUAAGGUCAAACCUUGGUUCGGUGGUGCUGCAACUGAAAAAACUGGGUAUUGACGACUUGGUGCACUUCGACUUCAUGGACCCACCGGCACCCGAGACAUUGAUGCGUGCCCUGGAGUUGCUCAACUAUCUGGCGGCAUUGGACGACGACGGCAACUUGACAGACCUCGGGGCCGUUAUGGCCGAGUUCCCGCUCGAUCCGCAGCUGGCCAAGAUGCUCAUCGCCAGCUGUAAUCACAACUGCUCUAAUGAGAUACUCUCCAUCACUGCCAUGCUGUCAGGUAUUUAUAUCUGCAGAGUGCGAUGGGCAGAAUGAUUGCAUUUUUUUUUAAUAUUGGUCAUCUGUAGUAGGAUGGUUGUCAGUGUAGUCGGUGGAAUUUUGAUAGCAUGGUGACUACUUUUUGUGUCUGCGGGUUUUGUACUACGUGAGUCACGAAAACAAAUCCUAAAUAUCUGAGCCCCGAUAGCGCUAUGCAGAAUUUGAGAGACCUUGUUCAUAUAAUUUUCAAACUGGCUGGAGACUGAAACUGGGGAAAGUGUUUCUUAAUGAUGUGCUAAGAAAUCCUCAAAUAAUUUAUGAAGAAUAUUUUAUGUAAUGUGCGCCUAAAAUCAAAAGUACUUUAGCUAUUAUUUUUAUCUUUAGCAUUUUAUAGGAGGAUGUAAAAUGACAUACUCUAGUUUAAAAAGUUAUAGUAUUUUGCCAUUAAUAGCGUCACUACAAACAUGUACGAUAUUUUUUUCUCAGAAAAUUGGUACGCCACUUGAUAUUUUUCAGAGUGAAUAUUUUUACUAGUAAGCUUGAUCAUUUUAUUAAAUAUAUAAUAGUGUGGGGACAAUGCCCGAUAAAACUAUCCAUAUUAUAUAACAAAAAGUUAUGAUUAAACAUUACAAAACAGAAAAAAAUUUACUGUCACAGUGCUAACCUCAGUUUGUGCGUGCAACAUGCACACAUUUAGUCUUAGAGAGCCGCUGGGUGCUACCUCCACGUUCGACAGUCCGAAACCGUCUUCCAGGCAAUCACAACGUCCAUAGCCAAGAGAAAAGUUUUCUUGGAACGGGAUUCUAACCCGCGCACCUCACGGCGUCUGAUUUAUAGAAACGUAGCGACUACAACUACGCCACCGUGUUGCGUAUACUAAAUGUACAAAAAAUUGAUCAGAUUCUUCAAUUCACGAAAUAUCUUCAUAUUCACAGAAGACGAAUGUCUAUGCUCUUGGUUGUUUCACACUUCAAUAACUACAGCUCUUAUGUUGUAACCGCAUCUGACUAGCUAUAUUCAAUAAAUUGUAUUGCAUUGUUGUCGCAAUUGCUACAUCGCAUCGCCGGGAUGUCAUUGACGACUUCUCCUCAUGUGCUAAAGUACCAAAUUCGUCACGUGGCUGUCCCCCUGGCAGCGACGCACUUGUACGUAUAAAAAAUAUUUAUAUCAUUCGCCUAUAUAUUUGAAAUAUGCCUAAUAGACUAGACAAAAAAUUGAAAUACACCCCCACCCCCCAUUUUUUUUAAUUAUCUGAAGUCUGAAAUAUCAAAAAUUAAUUUUCAGCGAUUUUUAUUUUUUAACUUUUUGCCUCAAUCUCCUCCGCCACUGGACCGAUUUUCAAAAACUAGCUAAGCUUUUUCGUCCUUGGCAUAGUAGGAACUUUGUGUAAAAAUUUCACCAAAAUCCAAACAGUACUUUCCAAGUUAUAUAAGGGUUAAGGAUUAACGGACAGGCAGACAGGCCGACAGAAAUGGUGUGUCAUAAUUUUUGGCGAUGUAGAUGUCAUAUAACAUCCAAAAAAACAUAUCUCAUUUUCGAUUUAUUGGCGAAUACAAUACUUCCCAGCCAGUGGCGUGGGAAGUAAAAUAUCAGUGGUGUAUCAUUUUUUUGUAGAAGAUAUUACAAGGCGCAUUUUGAAGCUGCAAGAUUCUAGUUUUCACUUUUUUAGCCGAAACAUUUUAGCGACAAUGGUUGUCAUGUAAUUCUAACAGAUAGCACAAGAAACAUUUUUUACAAAACUUUUGUCUUCUUCAUUUUAGUCCACGGGCUUGAAAACAAUCUUAUAGGGGGUUUAUUCCAGUGUCCGGAAAUAAAAGGAUUCUUUUUCAUUCAAAGUCAGAUAUCUCCGCGCCAAUUGAUCGUAUCGGGAUUUUAAAAGCAGGAUAUUGAAGCAAUAUGAAAGGCUUGUUACUUGCAAUCUGACUAUUAAUAUCUACCACAUCCAAUACAGCGACGAUCCUACUACACAAUAUUGGCCAUAAGUAUUACUCACCCUGGGUAUUUUUUUGUAUGUGACAAAACAUAUUGCAUAUUGUUUAAAUAUGUCAGCUCAAUAGUACAGUUCAUUGAUUAGUAACUUGUAGAAUAAAUAUUAAACAAUUCCAACAGUGAACCUGUAUAAAGCAAAACAUUUUCUAUAAAAAAAAUAACGAUUCUUAUUGAAACAUGCAUAAUUCCUGUAAAGUAGAAAAGCAGCGAACCGUUCUUAGAGACCAUUGUACUAUUGAAUUGCAAACGUAGUAAGGCCUAAACAUUCCGUUUUCUCUUUGAGCAAAUGGUGAGUAAUGCUUUUUAGCAGACGUUUGCUGACUUCAUUUUUCAGGAAAGCAAGGAUUGAUCACAAACUUCCUUUACUGAUUUUUCGUCAUUACAGUCGCUCUUAUCUUCUUUGAAGCAUCCAAUCCAACAUAUAUUAUAUUCAA